AUGCCGAAUGGCAUCAGCAAGCGCCAGCAGCUGCGUAAUGAGAAAACUCUGGCGGAGCUGAUCCGUACAGUCCCUGGCAAUGACCGUUGUGCCGAUUGCGAUGCCUUGACCCCAGGAUGGGCAAGCUGGAACAUGGGUAUCUUCCUCUGCAUGCGCUGCGCCGCGCUGCACCGCAAGUUGGGUACACAUAUAUCCAAGGUCAAGUCAUUGUCCAUGGACACCUGGUCGUCGGAACAGGUUGAUAAUAUGAAAUCGCACGGCAAUAUCCUCAUGAAUAAAAUAUACAACCCCAAGAACGUCAAGCCCCCUGUGCCGACCGAUGUGGAUGAAGCCGACUCGUGCAUGGAACGGUAUAUCCGGCAAAAAUACCAGUACCGGUCGUUGGAAGAUGGGAAGCCCAAACCCCCGAGCCGUGAGGAUCCGAGCUACACCAGGUCCCCCGAGCAGUCACGGCGCGAUCGAUCUCAAGAAGGAUCGCCUCCCCCACUGCCGCCCAAGACCGGCAAGCUCUUUGGGUUCGGCCUCCGGUCCGCGUCCUCGACCUCAAACCUGCGUCGCUUCGGAUCCAAGCCCAAGGUGACGUCGCCACCUUCCGAUGAAGAGUCCUGGUCUCCACCGCCCCCAAAGAAGUCGUACACAACACAAGGACUCGGCGCGCCGGUCGCUGAUGUGACCACUGCCUCGUUCGAGUCCAAGAUGGCGGCAAUGCGGGAGAUGGGGUUCACCAAUGACCGCCGGAACGAGAUGGUCCUACGCGGACUCAAUGAGGACCUGGAUCGGUCGGUGCAAACUCUGGCGAGACUGGGCGAGGGAAAUCAACCAGCACGGGCUCGUACUCCGGCCACGACGGGCAACACGGCGCCCGCUCGCGCGGUAACCCCGAAACCGGAGACGUCCAACAAUCCCUUCGAGCGGGCAGCUUCAAACCCAGCGCCGCAACAGUCGCAGUCUACUUCGUACAACCCGUUCGACCGGCCUAGCCAGCCACCAGCAUCGGCACAGCCCCUGGAAAACUCGUUCCAGAAUCUGCAGGUCUCACAGCCGUUGUUCCCGCACUCUACGGGAGGAUACCCGAGCCAGGCUAGUUCCAUACCCCAGGCGCCGUACCAGCCGUCCUUCGCGCCUUCCGCAACAUCGACAUUCUCCCAGAGCAGCUUCGUCUCAUCGCCACAGUCGAUGGAGAAUAGCUACAACCCAUUCCUCCAAGGACCUUCUCAACCACAGGGUGGCGUGGCCAGUCAGCCAUACGGGGUUGGCAACCAAACAUACCCCAACCCCAGUACAACACAGAACAACCCGUUCUUCAGCGCUGCACCGCAAAACCCUCCUCAGGCCCAACAGCCGCAGCCAACUGGCUCCGUGCCCACCCUCGCAGUCCCCAACCCGCCCCGCCAUGCGAACACCAUGCCGGCGGUCUCUUCGACCUCUCCAUUUGGCACAUCACCAUUCGGUACCUCGCCAUUUGGCCCAACUCCCUCUUUCCAACCGCAGCCGCAGUCACAGGUACCCACCGCUGGCCAACCCUAUAACCCAUUCCAGUCGGCGACAGCACCUACCACGCCGCAGAGCGCAGGGCCCUAUCCAAAUCAAUUCCAAUCUCAUCUGCAACCCCACCAGCCCCAGCAGCUCCAACAACCCCAGCAGCUGGCACCGCAACCCACGGGUAUGGACAAGAAUAGCAUUCUAUCCCUGUACAACUUUGCUCCGGCUUCAUCCACCAUCCCAGAACAACCGCAGCCACAGCCGCAAUUCGGCAUGGGCCCUAGCCCCGCUCCACCCCUAACCAGCUCCGUCACCUCGACGCCCCAGUCUCAACUGGGCUCUAAUCUCCCCACCCCUCAGCCUGGCAUUGGAGGUGCCCCGCCCACUACAUCUCGCAACCCAUACAGUGGUGCCGCUCCAACCGGCUCGGGUCUUGCUGCUCAAGCAGGCAUUGGCUCAUACCAGCCCUCGUCAGGACUGGGGAUUGGCAUGGGUGCUGGCACUGGGGCAACUGCCACUGCCCCGCUCACGGGACUGAAGACGGCCACCACUCCUUUCUCUGCGAGCCCGUUCUCCUCGAGUCCAUUUUCUGGACCUCCUCCAUCGAACCCGGGGAUGCCCAGGCCUCAUAUGAGCCAGCCGAGUGUGGACGUCAGUGGAAUGCAGAACGGCCGACACAGCCCGGAUGCUUUUGCUAGUCUGAGUGCUCGCUAUGGCUGA
This is a messenger RNA of Penicillium alfredii, 2202 nucleotides long. RefSeq lists its product as uncharacterized. The record is from RefSeq and is a predicted model, not a curated record. Gene Ontology annotation, biological process: endocytosis; endoplasmic reticulum to Golgi vesicle-mediated transport; intra-Golgi vesicle-mediated transport. The transcript is spliced from 4 exons. Lineage: Eukaryota; Fungi; Ascomycota; Eurotiomycetes; Eurotiales; Aspergillaceae. The coding region runs from base 1 to 2202 and encodes 733 amino acids. Gene Ontology annotation, cellular component: Golgi apparatus. Gene Ontology annotation, molecular function: protein binding; GTPase activator activity.